AUGAUCUUAGUUCAGCCACAAGCUGGCGAGCGGAAAUCCGCGGCGACAAUCGCGAAGCCAGUUGUAAAGCAGAGCGCAAAGGUUCCCGUAAAAGCGCAGAUCAACGAAACCAGGACAUCGGUCUCGACUGGCUUGAUACCAAAGCCACUCUCGAAACACUCCGCGGAUACAGUCGACAUCGAGGAGGAAUCCGCCAGCUAUCAAGAUGCCGCAGACGCAGACGCCGUAAUGCAGGAUGGAGGGGAGGCCUCAGACGGCGAGCCGACAUUACUAACAUUUGGCGACCUCGUCCGGGGCAACUCGACUGUCGAUAUACAGCAGCGCCCGUCGGCCCCAAUCAGCGCGACCUCGCUCGGCACCAUCCUAAACCAAGCGCUUCGAACAGACGACGCCGACCUACUCGAAUCUUGCCUUCAGACGACCAAUGUCAAAGUCAUAGAAAACACCAUCAACCGUAUAGAUUCCUCGCUAGCCGGCAUCCUCCUCUCCAAGCUCUCGGCUCGUAUGCACCGCCGGCCGGGCCGCGCCUUUGGGCUCAUGAGGGCGCUGGUCUCGCAGCUAGACCUUGUCGCGCGGCUAGGCGAGCUCAGCCGCGUUUUAGAGGAGCGCUCGCGGGGCUUGUCCAGUUUGUUAGCGCUCAAGGGGAAGCUGGACAUACUAUAUACACAGAUGAAGUACCGAAAGUCCAUCAAAGCGGCAGGCUCUAGCCAGAGUCGCCUCGGGGAGGAGGAAGAGUCGAGCAAGGAGGAGGAGGAAGACGCGGACGAGCCUAGGAUUGUCUACGUCGAGGGCCAGGAGAGCCUCGGCAAGGGCGCUCUCACCAAUAGGACGGCCGCCGGGGGCGUUGUAGACGACGAUAACGACUUCCCUGCCGGGACAGCGGUAAUCUCAGAUUCCGAGGAAGAGUCGGAGGAGGAAUUUAAGGGGGACAUAGAGGAGGAGUUAGCGGACGCAGAAUCACUCGAUAAGGACAAGGUCGACUACGACGACGUAGAGGAGGACGAAGAGGAAGAAGAGAGCGAGGAUAAAGAGGCUCAGCCGCCAGCCAAGGUCCGCAGGACGUCGGCGAAGAUUUCAAAACGGAAGUAG
This is a messenger RNA of Thermothelomyces thermophilus ATCC 42464, 1089 nucleotides long. RefSeq lists its product as uncharacterized. Gene Ontology annotation, biological process: maturation of SSU-rRNA from tricistronic rRNA transcript (SSU-rRNA, 5.8S rRNA, LSU-rRNA). The record is from RefSeq and is a predicted model, not a curated record. The transcript is spliced from 5 exons. Bases 1 to 1089 code for a protein of 362 amino acids. NCBI's taxonomy places the organism in Eukaryota, Fungi, Ascomycota, Sordariomycetes, Sordariales, Chaetomiaceae. Gene Ontology annotation, cellular component: nucleolus.